AUGGCAAAGGACAACAGAAUUAUCGAGACAAAGAUCUCAAAAAAGAGAGCAGCUAAUGAAGAAUCUGAUGUCGAGCAAGACGAGGACAACCUUUUAUCCGUUAAUGGUUUGAUCGAUGCGGAAGCAAGCGAGAGUGACGAAGACGACGAAGAAUACGAGUCUGCUGUUGAAGAAAAGGAAUCGUCAUCUGAUGGAGAAACCAAAGAAGAUUCCGAUGACGACUCAGAUGCCGAAUUAAACAAACUACUCGCCGAAGAGGAAGGUGAGGAAGAAGAGGACUACGACAGCUCUGAGUUUUCAGACGACACAACUUCCUUAACAGACAAAUUAUCAGGCGUAAAAUUACAUACCAUCGCCGAUCCGAAUAUUUACUCAAAAUAUGCAGAUGGUAGUGAUAGAGUUAUCAAACCUGAAAUUAAUCCAGUUUAUGAUAGCGAUGAUAGUGAUGCCGAAACGCAAAAUACCAUUGGUAAUAUUCCACUUUCUGCAUACGACGAAAUGCCCCAUAUUGGAUACGAUAUCAACGGCAAAAGAAUCAUGAGACCUGCUAAGGGUUCUGCCUUAGACCAACUGUUGGAGUCUAUCGAGUUACCUGAAGGCUGGACUGGGUUAUUGGACAAGAAUUCAGGUUCAAGUUUGAACUUAACGAAAGAAGAACUGGAACUUAUUUCUAAAAUACAAAGGAACGAACAAACUGAUGAUAGUAUAAAUCCAUACGAGCCGUUGAUCGAUUGGUUCACGAGACAUGAAGAAGUUAUGCCAUUAACUGCUGUUCCGGAACCAAAAAGAAGAUUUGUUCCAUCCAAAAAUGAAGCCAAAAGAGUUAUGAAAAUUGUUAGAGCUAUCAGAGAAGGCCGUAUUAUUCCUCCAAAAAAAUUAAAGGAAAUAAAAGAGAAGGAGAAAACCGAAGACUAUCAAUACGACUUAUGGGGUGAUUCUACUGAAACUAAUGAUCAUGUGAUGCAUCUAAGAGCACCAAAAUUACCUCCACCAACUAAUGAAGAAAGUUACAAUCCACCCGAAGAGUAUCUUUUGUCGCCUGAAGAAAAAGAGGCUUGGGAAAAUACUGAAUAUAGUGAAAGAGAAAGAAACUUCUUGCCUCAAAAGUAUUCUGCCUUAAGAAAGGUCCCUGGUUACGGCGAAUCUAUUAGAGAAAGAUUUGAAAGGUCUUUAGAUUUGUAUCUAGCGCCUCGUGUCCGUAAAAACAAAUUGAAUAUCGAUCCAAAUUCUUUGAUCCCAGAACUUCCCUCUCCUAAGGAUUUGAGACCUUUCCCUAUUCGUUGCUCAACGGUAUACGCUGGCCACAAGGGGAAAGUACGUACAUUGUCCAUUGAUCCUUCUGGAUUAUGGCUAGCAACAGGCUCUGAUGACGGAACAGUCAGAGUAUGGGAAAUUUUAACUGGUAGGGAAGUUUAUAGAACAACUUUGGUCGAUGGCGAUGAAAACCCAGAUGACCAUAUUGAAUGCAUUGAAUGGAAUCCUGACGUUAAUAACGGUAUUCUCGCAGUUGCUGUUGGUGAAAAUAUUCAUCUAAUAGUACCACCAAUAUUCGGUUACGAUAUUGAAAAUAACGGCAAAACAAAGAUUGAAGAUGGUUUCGGCUACGAUACUUUUGGUACUGUUAAAAAAUCUAACCUAGAAGUCAAUGAGGAUGGUAAUGACGAUGAAGAUGGUGAAAAUGAAUCUACUAAGAAUGCCGUAAAAAAACAAGUAGCCCAGUGGAACAAACCUUCUCAAAAGCAACUAGAAAGAGAUAUUUGUAUCACUAUUUCUUGUAAAAAAACUGUAAAAAGGCUUUCAUGGCAUAGAAAGGGUGAUUAUUUCGUCACCGUCCAACCUGAUUCUGGUAACACUUCUGUUUUGAUUCACCAAGUUUCCAAGCAUUUGACCCAAUCCCCAUUCAGAAAAUCGAAGGGGAUUAUUAUGGAUGCCAAGUUCCAUCCUUUCAAACCUCAAUUGUUUGUCUGUUCCCAAAGAUAUGUCAGAAUUUAUGAUUUAUCUCAACAAAUAUUAGUAAAGAAACUGUUGCCUGGUGCCCGUUGGUUAUCUAAAAUCGAUAUUCACCCAAGAGGCGAUAAUUUAAUUGCUUCGUCGUUUGACAAGAGAGUCUUGUGGCACGACCUGGAUUUGGCUAGCACGCCAUACAAAACACUAAGAUAUCAUGAUAAAGCUGUCAGAAGUGUGAAUUUUCACAAAAAGUUACCUCUAUUCAGUUCUGCCGCUGAUGACGGUACCAUACAUGUUUUCCAUGCCACUGUUUAUGACGACAUGAUGAAAAAUCCAAUGAUUGUGCCACUAAAGAAACUAACCGGUCACAAAGUAAUGAAUAGUCUGGGUGUUCUCGACGCUAUUUGGCAUCCAAGGGAAGCUUGGCUAUUUUCUGCCGGUGCUGAUAAUACGGCUCGUUUAUGGACCACAUAG
Saccharomyces paradoxus is the source of this 2421-nucleotide messenger RNA. It is a transcript of the gene ERB1, whose product is annotated as ribosome biogenesis protein ERB1. The record is from RefSeq and is a predicted model, not a curated record. Gene Ontology annotation, molecular function: protein binding; ribonucleoprotein complex binding. Gene Ontology annotation, biological process: ribosome biogenesis; maturation of LSU-rRNA from tricistronic rRNA transcript (SSU-rRNA, 5.8S rRNA, LSU-rRNA). Bases 1 to 2421 code for a protein of 806 amino acids. Gene Ontology annotation, cellular component: PeBoW complex; preribosome, large subunit precursor. The transcript has a single exon. NCBI's taxonomy places the organism in Eukaryota, Fungi, Ascomycota, Saccharomycetes, Saccharomycetales, Saccharomycetaceae.